Molecule: messenger RNA, 561 nt
Organism: Quercus lobata
Lineage: Eukaryota; Viridiplantae; Streptophyta; Magnoliopsida; Fagales; Fagaceae
Product: putative UDP-rhamnose:rhamnosyltransferase 1
Exons: 2
Coding region: 1-561 (186 amino acids)
Molecular function (GO): UDP-glucosyltransferase activity
Source: RefSeq, a predicted model, not a curated record
AUGUUUGAAGAACAACGCUUCAUCGAAGCUCUGAACCAGGUGCAAUAUUAUCUCCCAGAUGUAGUAAAGACUGCAUAUGAUUGCCUCCAAUACCCUAUCAGCCAGUUCAUCGCUGAGCAAUUACCGGACUGGAUUAUAAUCGAUUUUUCUGGUCAUUGGGCGGUUGAAAUUGUCCUGAAUUAUGACAUCGGCCUCGUGUACUUCUCUGUCUUCUCUGCUGCUAUUGCUAUUUUCUUUGGGCAACCACCAGACUAUUAUUUUGUUGGUGAACACCAAAAGAAAGCUUGGCCAUCACCGGAGAGUAUGACAAAACUGCCGAAGUGGGUUAGUUUUCCGUCCUCUGUAGCAUACCGAGGUUAUGAGGCUGUUGGACUACAUGCGGGGAUAUAUGCAGAGAAUGCUUCAGGGAUCAGUGAUGCUGCGAGACUUACAGAGGUUCUCCGUGCAUGUAAAGCAUUGGCUAUUCGUAGUUGUAGGGAGUUUGAAGGUGAAUACUUGAGUUUACAUGAGAAAUUGAUGGGGAAGCCAGUGAUGUUGGGCUUUUGCACGGUUCCAUUUUGA